UACCCCCUGCACCCCGAGCUCCCUCUCCUUCCCCACCCCUCCAGCGUCCCCCAGCCCAGCUGCCGGCCCCCAGAGUCCACGGCUGCUGCCAGAGCGAUGCUGCUGCUGGCGGCCGCCUUCAUCGUAGCGUUCGUGCUGCUGCUCUACAUGGUCUCUCCGCUCAUCAGUCCUAAGCCCCUCGCCCUGCCCGGGGCCCAUGUAGUGGUUACUGGAGGUUCCAGUGGCAUUGGAAAAUGUAUUGCAAUUGAGUGUUAUAAGCAAGGAGCAUUCAUAACUCUGGUUGCAAGAAAUGAGAACAAGUUGCUCCAGGCAAAGAAAGAAAUUGAAAAACACUCUAUUAAUGAUAAACAGGUCGUGCUUUGUAUCUCAGUCGAUGUAUCUCAAGAUUAUGGACAAGUGGAAAAUGUCAUUAAACAAGCACAAGAGAAGCUGGGCCCUGUUGACAUGCUUGUAAACUGUGCUGGGACAUCAGUUUCAGGAAAAUUUGAAGAUCUUGAAAUAAAUUAUUUUGAGAGAUUAAUGAAUAUAAAUUAUUUGGGCAGCGUAUACCCCAGCCGCGCAGUGAUAACCACCAUGAAAGAAAGAAGGAUGGGCAGAAUUGUCUUUGUAUCCUCCCAGGCUGGACAAUUAGGGUUAUUUGGCUUUACUGCGUACUCAUCGUCUAAGUUUGCUCUUCGAGGAUUAGCUGAAGCUCUGCAAAUGGAGGUGAAGCCAUAUAACAUCUAUAUAACAAUUGCAUAUCCACCAGAUACAGACACCCCAGGUUUUGCAGAAGAAAAGAAAACAAAGCCUUUAGAGACUCAACUUAUUUCAGAGACCUCAUCACUUUGCAAACCAGAACAGGUGGCAAAACAAAUUGUCAAAGAUGCCACACAAGGAAAUUUUAAUAGUUCCAUUGGCUCAGAUGGCUACAUGCUAUCAUCACUGACCUGUGGAAUGUCACCAGUAACUUCUAUUACAGAAGGUCUUCAGCAGAUCGUUACCAUGGGUCUUUUUCGAACCAUUGCUUUAUUCUACCUUGGAAGUUUCGAUAGCAUCAUCCGACGAUGUAUGAUCCAGAGGGCAAAAUCUGAAACUGUGGACAAAACGGCUUGAUCAUGAUUCUGAAAAACAGAGAAUGGUUUUUCAACAAUUUGGACAACGUGCUGCUAACUGGGAUCUGACCUAUAGACUCUUGUGCAAGUGGGUGGGAUGCAUGUUUGAAAAGCUCUUUCUUCUUCAGGAACCUGGAUGAGAGCAAGAAGACAACAAUACAAUUCUGGGAAAUAUUAAUACUAUGCAAAUAUAAGGGUGAAGACUGAUUCUCUAGGUUCUGAGAUAGAGAGAUGAUGGUGUGGGAAAUGACAGACUGCAAGAAAUGGGAAGAAAUAGGACUUUGGACUGGGUUACUUGCUGGUAAUUCAGAAUAACAACAUUUAUUUCUUUUCUCUUAUUCCUUCCCCUUCCCCUACUCCUGGUGGUAAUAGAGACCAAAAAUGAAUUUUGUGGCAUAUAAAGUCAUGAAGAUUUUUUUUUAAUUGUUUAGGUCUCAACUAAUUUCUAGGAUGGUUUUCAAAACUCAGCUUCCUUGAUUCCUGACGAUUUUUCCCAUUGUCAGUAGGUUUAAACACCUCUCUUUGUCACUUUUACAAUAUAGCCAUCAUGCUUCUAUUUGCUCCUGAUGAGAAAAUGUUAAAUGCAGCACUAUCUCUUGAUGAUCCCAAAUGGAAGCAAAUCAUGCUAUAUUAGCAUAGCUACAAAAUGGGAGAAAGAGGAGCUGGGGAAAGGGGGUGAGCAGGGUAGUGCCACAGGGCGUAACAUAGAAAGACAAAUAUUUCAUAGACAGAGUUUUUAAAAGUUCCUCUCCAAGUUAAAAUGCUUGGGAAAUUUCCCUCUACUAACCUAUGGUGAAAAGGCAGUCUUCUAAAAUGUUUUUUUGAAGAAAAAAAUAAAAUUUUAGAAACAUCAUUGUUUACAAUAUCUUAAAUAGCCAUAACCUGAAAUUCCUAUGUUCCAUUUUAUCCUAUUCAUUUCCUUUUCUCUUCACUUUACCCAAGAUAUUUACUAUAAUAGUUACAUAAAAAACAAAUUAAAUUUAAUAGAGAAUUUGUGUUGAUUAAAACAAGUUUGGGAUUCAUCCAGUGGCAUAUAUUUAACUUUCAUAAAGGCUGAAGUUUGAAUAGAUAAAUUUUGUUCCUUAGAAUACCAUUCAUUGAUUGAGAAGAGGCCCAUGAUUUGCCAUAUAUCUGUUCAAACCAGACAAAACAGAAAACCAAUGCCACACUUUUCUAAAAAUUGAUUUGGACAACCCACACUUAACUAAGAGAGAACCUUACCUUUGCACCAUAUGUUAAUGAUGCUUACAUAACCUACCUUAGCAAUUUUUUUAAAGCUAUUAUCUCCAAGAACUCCCUUGCUCCCCGGAAUGCUGUUUCCAAUGAGCAGGACCAUUGUUUAUUUAAUGGACUUCCAUAGUAAGUGCCUAUGAUGAGCUUUAGCUGCUGCUUGUUUCAUACUGGCCAUUAUUAGCUCUUCUCAGUUGGAGGGCUCUUGUUUGCAUUUUCAUCCUAAAGUCUUCUCCUAGGUACAUUUGUUGUAGUGAGGCCAUUUGGAUUCACUUUUAUGGAAAUAAGCCUCUUCUUGUGGUCACAUAGAAAGGAUUUUGUAAAAUAAAAAAAAAAAUUAAAAAAAAUAAAAACCCAUAUAUGUAUAUGUAUAUAGAUAUACAUAUAUACUUGUAGCAAAACUGAGGAGGGGAUUAAAUAUAUUACUUUUGAUCUUUGGAACUUCUUGAUUUAAUUUUAAAAUAAAAUGGUGUGGAAUGCCUUUAAUCCAUAAUAGCUUGAUAUAAGUUGCUUGCAAUGACUUCAUAACGUUAGGUGAGAAUAAUACUUUCUUAGUCAUGGCAUCCAGGAUAGUCUACAGAUAUGACUUAUAGACCAAGCAAAGUUAUAUGUGACAGAAGAUCUGCUGAAGUGAUAUUUUAAAGGAAAUAUCAGGCUUCUUCGUUACAUAUGCAUUCCUUAUAAUAGACAGUUGUAUCAUUAAAAGGGUCUGACUUCAACCAAAGCAUGAGGAUUUUUUAAAGGCUAUAGCUCUAUUUUUUUCCUAGUUGGCUCAGAUAGGCAAAAAUCUAUCAUAACAUUGAUUAACCUUUUUCUUUCAAGUUUCCUGAGCCAGAUUUUUUUGAUAGUGUCUAUCUGUUUAGGGCUCCCCUUCCUUUAAAUAUCUCAUUUUAUGCCUACAAAUACACUAAAUUGUGCCCAUGAUAAAAGGCAUUCAGUUAUAGUUAUACUGAAAAGCUGGUCUUUCCUCUCUAGAUGAUCUAUAAUAGUUUAUUACAAGAAUUUCAGUUCUGUAGUCCUUAGCUCUGAGUGGUUUGAGUUGAAUUGAUUUAUUAUAAUAAAUAUAUAUUUAUUUUUAAAACUUUUCAUUGCAUUUAGUCUUAAAAGUUAUACGUGAGGUUUAGAGAACCAUUUAUUUUGGAGAGAGAUAUAAAAUAUUCCUGGUUUUUAAAGGAAAAAUGCCUAUUUUCCAUUUUUUUGUUCAGUUUAAUGAUUUGCAGUUGAUAGAAGAAGAAAAUCUAAAAUAACCUGUUAUUUAGAGCAUGGCAGGUUGACAUCCUAAUGACAAUAAUUCUUACAUAUUUACUACAGAUACUCUCUUUGGUUAUACUUAGUAUAUCACUGACAGUUUCUGCAUAUGCCUUUCAAGAAUAUUUUCCAGUAGGUUAGAUGGCAAAAGUUGUUUUUUGUUUGUCCUUCAUUCUUGAAGAUGAGGUGAUGCUAUGGCAUACAAAUGAAUUCGAUUUAAAUGAGGGAGGGCCGUGCAAAGUCACCAGCCUCACUUUCCCUUCCAGAGCCAUCUGGCUCUAAUGGCAAGAUAGAGAUCAAGAUUAUUGGAGAUGGCCCUGGAUGGUGAGAAAUUUUGGCCUUUUAAAAACUAAGGUCUUUAAGAGGUCUCAGUUUGACUGAGGCAAUUGAUGACAAAAGUUUUAUUUUGGCGAAGUUACAAGGACAGAAAAAGUAGAUUGUGUGUGUCUACCAGACAAAAUAGAUACUAAAUUAACUUCCCCCUCCCCCCAAUUAUUGUGAACUACAGAUUUAAUCAGUUUGUUGCAUCAUGUUCUCAGUAAAACAAUGAUGUCCAUUUGUGACUAACUUUCAGAAUUUCUUUCUUUUUUUUUUUUUUUUUUUUUUUUUAACAGUCUGAUGCAUUGUAUCUUUCCCAUUCCUCUAUCAUUCCCAGGAGGCAUUACAUUUAAUGUAUACACUAGUCAUAAUGUAACUCCAAUCAUCCUACAUCUUCCUGUUCAUAACUGUAGAAUGAAGCAGUAAUAAUAGAUUUGAUAUUUUAUUAAGUCUAAAAAGAAGGGAAUGGCUAGCUAUAUUUUUCUGGAUGUGAAAAUUCUACACACUUUUAAACUGAUAAGGGUGUAUUUACAUGGCUGUUUUGAUACAUAUGAGAACUUAGGCUUGCUGCUUCAUGAGCAUUUGUGCCAGAAAUGUAAACUAAUUUUCAUAUCUUGUAUUUCUCAGAAACAAAAAAUAAAUGGGGAAUGAGGUUUACAGAUUUGAGGGUUUAUUUUUAUGCAUAUGGUGCUUUCUUUAAAUACUUGAGCACAAUAAAAAUGUUUGUGCUAUCAAA
This is a messenger RNA of Antechinus flavipes (yellow-footed antechinus), 4626 nucleotides long. It is a transcript of the gene KDSR, whose product is annotated as 3-ketodihydrosphingosine reductase. The transcript has 10 exons. Gene Ontology annotation, molecular function: 3-dehydrosphinganine reductase activity. The record is from RefSeq and is a predicted model, not a curated record. Gene Ontology annotation, biological process: sphingolipid biosynthetic process. Gene Ontology annotation, cellular component: endoplasmic reticulum membrane. NCBI's taxonomy places the organism in Eukaryota, Metazoa, Chordata, Mammalia, Dasyuromorphia, Dasyuridae. The coding region runs from base 97 to 1095 and encodes 332 amino acids.